AUGAAGACAUAUAUGGAUAGCGAUGAGUAUAAAAAAGAAGUUGAAGCAAAUGUAAAGGCAGAAAAACUUUUACAGUUGCAAAACCAAACCGUACAGUAUGAAAACUUAGCACAAGAAAGUAAAAAUAACGACGCAGCCAUGCAAAAGGCAAUGAAAAGCGCAGAAUAUAUAAAAGCUAAUAAUGACUGGUUAGAUGCCCAAGCCAACGCUAAAGCAGCCCAACUUAUAGGGUCAAUAAGGACAAAAAUACAAGCGGAUGAAGACAGUUCAAAUGAAGCUUUAAUGAAUGAUGACUUUAAGAAUGCCUUCGAAGCUCUUCAUAGUAAGAUGAAACUAGUGAACGACUUCUCAUCUGGAAAGAAACUGAAGUCUGAAGGUUUCGACAAAGAGUUAAGAGAAGUAGCAGAAAAUAUGACGAAAAUAACAGAUGCAGCAACGAGACAGGCAGUUCAAAGUGCCUAUGACGCCGUUAGAGCAGCUGUUGUGGAAAGUCAAGAAAAAGAGUUACAACAGACCAAAACAGACCUAGUAAAUGCUUUCUUAAAAAUGAAAAGUCAGGUAGGACAUUAUGCUGCAGAUGGAACAUAUGUGCCAGCUGGUGGAACUUAUAUACCACCAAACCCUCCAAGAGAAGCACCUGCACCAGGACUACCUAAAACAUUUACAUCGUCACAUGGACACAGACACAGGCAUGCACCACAACAACAACCAACACAACAACCAACAGUUCAAAAUCCAGCACAGCAACCAACAGUUCAAAACCCUGCACAGCAACCACAAACAGAGCAAAGACACAAAAGAAGUAGAGAAAAAGGAAACCAAGAAUUCUUAAAAAUGCUUAAGGAAGAUUAUGGUUACCCAGAUACUCUUGACUUUAGUGACAGAUAUAAAGAAGCUAUUAGAAAGUUCAAGGAAGGAAAUACUGACCCGAACCUAUUUAGCUUUAUGGUUCAGCAUCAAAUGGGAUAUAAUCUCAAACCUGGAAAAUACAAGCUCGCAAAGGGAUAUGAUUUAAUAGCAUAUCAUCCAAAUGACAUGAAUGAAUUUACUCCGAGAUAUUUGAUGUCAGAGCUAAAUGAUAAUUCAACUCUCUUCAUGAAACACGUAAAAAAUAGAGACGGAACGAAAGAAGAAAGGUUUAUGAGUCCGGAUGACUUAGAUAGGGAACUUGUUAAAAACGGUCUCGGAAUAUAUGAAAUGCCACCAGAUGAGGUACAAGAAACUCCACAGGAAGAAGUUCAGAUACAACCAGACAUGGAAGAAAUAGUUCAGCAACAACAGCUAGAAGAGCCUGAAGGAAACGAACAAGUCCCUCCUUUGGAAACUAACUUCACAGAACUAGAUGAAGAUUUGGAACAGCCGAAAAAUCUUGACCCUCAACAAGAGUAUGAGGAGAAUAUGGAAUCUUUCCAAGAGUCUAAGAAAAAUUCGGCUGACAUAGUAGAAGGAUAUCGAAAAAUGUUCACCGACAUACAAAAGACUCCAACAUCAGAUGAAAAUAUUCAGCA
This is a messenger RNA of Trichomonas vaginalis G3, 1508 nucleotides long. RefSeq names its product protein of unknown function, DUF4106 family. The record is from RefSeq and is a predicted model, not a curated record. NCBI's taxonomy places the organism in Eukaryota, Parabasalia, Trichomonadida, Trichomonadidae. The annotation marks the transcript as partial. The transcript has a single exon.